Molecule: messenger RNA, 1779 nt
Organism: Kwoniella shivajii
Lineage: Eukaryota; Fungi; Basidiomycota; Tremellomycetes; Tremellales; Cryptococcaceae
Exons: 8
Coding region: 1-1779 (592 amino acids)
Biological process (GO): MAPK cascade; protein phosphorylation; cellular hyperosmotic response
Molecular function (GO): ATP binding; MAP kinase kinase activity
Source: RefSeq, a predicted model, not a curated record
AUGUCCUGGCCACCUUCACUUGAUACUUUGAAGAUAUCGGAUUCUCCUGUGAUUUCACGUGAUUUCUCACCCAGACCACCUUCACCAUCUCCUGCCGAUGGUGAAGUCGCUGAAUCGGAGAAAACAAACGGAACUUCCAGUCCAAAUGCCCCCACCACUGCGCAUCCCCCACCCGUGCUCGAUGGUCAAACAAAUGGAAAUUCACCCUCAUCACUUCCUCGUCCACCACCUCCACCAAACACCGUAUCAGCUCCUAUCGUCCCAGGUGCUUCGGCUGUGCCGAGGGCUCCUGCUGUUAGACCAGGAGUAGCUCGAGGUGGUAUGCCCAUGCCAAUGGGAAUGAGAGGUGCUGCAGGUAGAGGUGGUGGUCAAAUGCAAAGUAAAAUGUUACCUUCGUUACAAGCUAAGAUGGACAAGAUCGCGGCAUCCAGACAAGGUCCACCGGGAGGUCCGGGAACUCCAACAGGAGUAGGAGUAGAUCCAAAUGCCACGUCAAUGGGAGCAUUGUUGCGAUCUCAAGCUUUACGACCGCAACAGCAACAACAAACGCAAGCUCCUGCAGGACCCAAUUCCGGUCCAUUCGGUCUAGCAGCGAGAAGAGCUGCUGGUGGUGCUGGUCCACCAAGACCAAAUUUAGGUAUGAUGGGUAUGGGUGCUAGUUCCCCCGCUGGAUUAGGACGUGGGGCUGGAGUAGCAGGAAGAAGAAUGGGUCCACCAGGUGGAUUAACAUUGAGUGGAAUGAAAGGUGCCCCCAAAGAAGAAACUAGUAGUAAAUUCAGUGAUUUCAAGACGAUCAUGGACCCAUCUGGUUCAUUGAGAUUCUCAUCCAAAGCUGUUUUAACAGCUAAAGGUGUGGACUUCGAAGAUGGUGCUUCGUUCAAAAUCAACAUGGACGAGAUUGAAGUCAUAGGUGAAUUGGGUAAAGGAAAUUAUGGAUCUGUGCAUAAAGUCUAUCACAGACCUUCUGAAGUUGAGAUGGCUAUGAAGGAAAUUCGACUCGAGCUGGACGAAUCUAAAUUGAGUGGUAUCAUUAUGGAGCUUGACAUUCUACAUCGAGCAGUAGCACCUGAAAUCGUUGAAUUUUUCGGUGCUUUCACAAUCGAAUCAUGCGUUUACUACUGUAUGGAAUACAUGAACGCAGGUUCAUUAGACACAUUGACGGGUGGAGAUAGAGUUCCAGAAGCUGUUCUAAGGAGAAUAACAGCAAGUAUGGUAAGAGGUUUGAAAUAUCUCAAAGAUGAGUUGCAAAUCAUGCAUCGAGACGUCAAGCCAACAAACGUGUUGAUCAACAAAAAAGGAGAAAUCAAAUUGUGUGAUUUCGGUGUUUCUGGUCAACUCGAAAAGAGUUUAGCAAAGACCAAUAUCGGUUGUCAAAGUUACAUGGCUCCCGAGAGAAUCAAGUCCGAAACAGUCAACCAAAAUCCUACAUAUACCGUCUCGUCCGAUGUCUGGUCCGUCGGUUUAUCAAUAAUCGAACUUGCAAAAGGCUGCUAUCCUUAUCCACCUGAGACAUAUUCGAAUGUCUUUGCACAAUUACAAGCUAUCGUCAACGGGCCUGCACCCCUUCUACCACCUGGCUAUAGUGAAGAUGCUAUUGAUUUCGUUGCUAAAUGUCUUGAGAAAGAUCCCAACCGUCGACCUACAUAUGCGCAGUUACUCGAACACCCAUUCUUGGUAGCUGAUAAGGAAGCUGAAGUCGAUAUGGUAGGAUGGGUAGCUGCAGCUUUAGAUAGAAGAGCAGCAAGAGGUAUAAAUACAAUAAGUCCUAUACAACCAUAA